UCCAUAUUUAUGCUGCUGGAGGAGAACAUCAGCAGGUUUGUGAAGAACGAGCUGAAGAAGAUGCAGAAGGCUCUGAGUCCAGAUUACCCAGAAUGCUUAGAGAGUCAGAGUGAGGAUGAGGAGGUGUUGGACGGUGAGGAGGAAGAGCAGAGGAGGAGCAACAGAGAAGCAUUUGUGCAGAUCACACUGCACUUCCUGAGGAGAAUGAAGCAGGAAGAGCUGGCUGAGCGUCUGGAGAUCAGAACUCGUGUUGCAAAGUGUCGAUAUAAACUGAAGUCUAACCUGCAGAAGAAGUUCCAGUGUCUGUUUGAGGGGAUCGCUAAAGCAGGAAACCCAACCCUUCUGAAUCAGAUCUACACACCGCUCUACAUCACAGAGGGAGGGACUGCAGAGGUCAAUGAUGAACAUGAGAUCAGACAGAUUGAAACAGCAUCCAGGAAACCAGACAGACCAGAAACAACAAUCAGACAAGAAGACAUCUUUAAAGCCUCACCUGGAAGAGAUGAACCAAUCAGAACAGUGAUGACAAAGGGAGUGGCUGGCAUUGGGAAAACAGUCUUAACACAGAAGUUCACUCUGGACUGGGCUGAAGACAAAGCCAACCAGGACAUACACUUCACAUUUCCAUUCACUUUCAGAGAGCUGAAUGUGGUGAAAGAGAAAAAGUACAGCUUGGUGAAACUUGUUCAUCACUUCUUUACUGAUACCAAAGAAGCAGAAAUAUGCAGGUUUGAAGAGUUCCAGGUUGUGUUCAUCUUUGACGGUCUGGAUGAGUGUCGACUUCCUCUGGACUUCCACAACAAUGAGAUCCUGACUGAUGUUACAGAGUCCACCUCAGUGGAUGUGCUGCUGACAAACCUCAUCAGGGGGAAACUGCUUCCCUCUGCUCGCCUCUGGAUAACAACACGACCUGCAGCAGCCAAUCAGAUACCUCCUGAGUGUGUCGGCAUGGUGACAGAGGUCAGAGGGUUCACUGACCCACAGAAAGAGGAGUACUUCAGGAAGAGAUUCAGAGAUGAGGAGCAGGCCAGCACCAUCAUCUCCCACAUCAAGACAUCACGAAGCCUCCACAUCAUGUGCCACAUCCCAGUCUUCUGCUGGAUCACUGCUACAGUUCUGGAGGAUGUGUUGAAAAGCAGAGAGGGAGGAGAGCUGCCCAAGACCCUGACUGAGAUGUACAUCCACUUCCUGGUGCUUCAGUCCAAACUGAAGAACAUCAAGUAUGAUGGAGCAGCUGAGACAGAUCCACACUGGAGUCCAGAGACCAGGAAGAUGAUUGAGUCUCUGGGAAAACUGGCUUUUGAGCAGCUGCAGAAAGGAAACCUGAUCUUCUAUGAAUCAGACCUGACAGAGUGUGGCAUCGAUAUCAGAGCAGCCUCAGUGUGCUCAGGAGUGUUCACAGAGAUCUUUAAAGAGGAGAAAGGGCUGUACCAGGACAAGGUGUUCUGCUUCGUCCAUCUGAGUGUUCAGGAGUUUCUGGCUGCUCUUCAUGUCCAUCUGACAUUCAUCAAGUCUGGAGUCAAUCUGCUGGCAGAAGAACAAACAACAUCCCAGAAGUUGGAAACCAAACAAGAAUCUGUCGACACACGUUUCUACCAGAAUGCUGUGGACGAGGCCUUAAAGAGUCCAAAUGGACACCUGGACUUGUUCCUCCGCUUCCUCCUGGGUCUUUCACUGCAGACCAAUCAAACUUUCCUACGAGGUCUGCUGACACAGACAGGAAGUAUCUCACAGACCAAUCAGGAAACAGUUGAGUACAUGAAAAAGAAGAUCAGUGAGAAUGUGUCUGCAGAGAGAAGCAUCAAUCUGUUCCACUGUCUGAAUGAACUGAAUGAUCGUUCUCUAGUGGAGGAGAUCCAACAGUACCUGAGAUCAGGAAGUCUUUCCACAGAUAAACUGUCUCCUGCUCAGUGGUCAGCUCUGGGCUUCAUCUUACUGUCAUCAGAAAAAGAUCUGGACGUGUUUGACCUGAAAAAAUACUCUGCUUCAGAGGAGGUUCUUCUGAGGCUGCUGCCAGUGGUCAAAGCGUCCAACAAAGCUCUGCUGAGUGGCUGUAACCUCUCAGAAAGAAGCUGUGCAGCUCUGUCCUCAGUUCUCAGCUCCCAGUCCUCUAAUCUGAGAGAUCUGGAUCUGAGUGACAACAACCUGCAGGAUUCUGGAGUGAAGCAGCUUUCUGCUGGACUGGAGAGUCCACACUGUACACUGGAAACUAUCAGGCUAAAUGACUGCAACCUCUCAGAGAGAAGCUGUGCAGCUCUGUCCUCAGUUCUCAGCUCCCAGUCCUCUAGUCUGAGAGAUCUGGACCUGAGUAACAACAAACUGCAGGAUUCAGGAGUGAAGCAGCUUUCUGCUGGACUGGAGAGUACAAACUGUACACUGGAAACUCUCAGUCUGUCAGGAUGUCUGAUCACAGAGGAAGGCUGUGCUUCUCUGGCCUCAGCUCUGAGCUCCAACCCCUCCCAUCUGAGAGAGCUGGACCUGAGCUACAAUCAUCCAGGAGAGUCAGGAGAGAAGCUUUUGUCUGCUGGACUGGAGGAUCCAAACUGGAGACUGGACACUCUCAGGGUGGACCAUGGUGGAGAGCACAGGUUAAAACCUGGUCUGAAGAAGUAUUUCUGUGAACUCACACUGGACACAAACACAGUACACAGAAAACUCAAACUGUCUGUCAACAACAGGAAGGUGACAUAUGUGAAAAAGGAUCAGUCAUAUCCUGAUCAUCCAGACAGAUUUGACUGCUGGCCUCAGCUGCUGUGUAGUAAUGGUCUGACUGGUCGCUGUUACUGGGAGGUCAAGUGGAGAGGAAUAGUUCUUAUAUCAGUGACUUACAGAGGAAUCAACAGGAAAGGAGACAGUGCUGACUGUGUGUUUGGAGGGAACGAUCAGUCCUGGUGUCUGUGGUGCUCUGAUGAAAAUGGUUACUCUGUCUGUCACAAUAACAGACAAAUAUCCAUCUCCUCCUCCUCCUCCUCUGUCUCUAACAGAGUAGCAGUGUAUGUGGACUGUCCUGCUGGCACUCUGUCCUUCUACAGAGUCUCCUCUGACACACUGAUCCACCUCCACACCUUCUACACCACAUUCACUGAACCUCUGUAUGCUGGGUUUGUGGUCGUACCUAGUUCCUCGAUGUCUCUGUGUCGUCUGUCUGAGGUGAACACUCCCAGGGUGGACCAUGGUGGAGAGCACAGGUUAAAACCUGGUCUGGAGAAGGAUUUCUGUGAACUCACACUGGACACAAACACAGUACACAGAAACCUCAAACUGUCUGACAACAACAGGAAGGUGACAUGUGUGGAGGAGGUUCAGUCAUAUCCUGAUCAUCCAGACAGAUUUAACCACUGGCCUCAGCUGCUGUGUAGUAAUGGUCUGACUGGUCGCUGUUACUGGGAGGUCGAGUGGAGAGGAAGAGUUUAUCUAUCAGUGAGUUACAGAGGAAUCAGCAGGAAAGGAAACAGUAAUGACUCUUGGUUUGGAGGGAACGAUCAGUCCUGGAGUCUGAUCUGCUCUGAUGAAGAUGGUUACUCUGUCUGGCACAAUAAGAGCAAAACAUCCAUCUCCUCCUCCUCCUCCUCCUCCUCCUCCUCCUCCUCCUCCUCUGUCUCUAACAGAGUAGCAGUGUAUGUGGACUGUCCUGCUGGCACUCUGUCCUUCUACAGAGUCUCCUCUGACACACUGAUCCACCUCCACACCUUCAACACCACAUUCCCCAAACCUCUGUAUGCUGGGUUUAUGGUCUGGCUUGGUUCCUCUAUGUCUCUGUGUCGUCUGUCUGAGGUGAACACUCCCAGGGUGGACCAUGGUGGAGAGCAGUGGUUAAAAGGUCUGAAAAAGUGUAAGUGUGGAUUUAUUUUGAUUCAUGACAACUAA
Messenger RNA from Scomber scombrus (Atlantic mackerel), 3867 nucleotides. Its product is annotated as NLR family CARD domain-containing protein 3-like. Lineage: Eukaryota; Metazoa; Chordata; Actinopteri; Scombriformes; Scombridae. The transcript is spliced from 11 exons. The annotation marks the transcript as partial. Gene Ontology annotation, molecular function: protein binding. The record is from RefSeq and is a predicted model, not a curated record.